This is a messenger RNA of Gadus chalcogrammus (walleye pollock), 2636 nucleotides long. RefSeq names its product chloride intracellular channel 2 (gene clic2). The coding region runs from base 266 to 1000 and encodes 244 amino acids. Gene Ontology annotation, biological process: negative regulation of ryanodine-sensitive calcium-release channel activity; chloride transmembrane transport. The record is from RefSeq and is a predicted model, not a curated record. Lineage: Eukaryota; Metazoa; Chordata; Actinopteri; Gadiformes; Gadidae. Gene Ontology annotation, molecular function: chloride channel activity. The transcript has 6 exons.
CAAAAACACUGUAGUAGAUUUAAGCCAUGCAUACACCUAUGAGGUCUGGAACGUCCACUCUGACACUCCUUAUAAAUCCGACUCGAAGUCAGGAAACCUUCACAGGACACCUUCUCCUGUCAUAGUCCACUCCAGCUCCGGGCUGCCAACUAGCUCUCUUUAGCCACACACAUCCCAUUCGAUUGCGAAGGAGCAUUCGGAGACAACCCUUUGGAGGACUUUUUGUCAUUGGUUUGUUUGGCGUAGCUGAUCUUAUUUUAACUUCAUGGCGCUGCGACAGAGCUCCGAAAUAGAACCUCUCAUCGAGCUGUUCAUCAAGGCGGGACAUGAUGGGGAGAAUGUGGGGAACUGUCCAUUCUGCCAAAGACUCUUCAUGGUUCUGUGGCUGAAAGGAGUCAAGUUCACAGUGACCACAGUCGAUAUGAGGAAGAAACCAGCAGAGCUCAAGGAUCUGGCUCCUGGAACCAACCCCCCUUUCCUCCUGUAUAAUGGCACGCUCCAAACGGACUUCAUUAAGAUCGAGGAGUUUCUAGAACAAACAUUGGCCCCACCCAGGUACCCUCACCUGAGCCCUCUCAACAAAGAAUCCUUUGAUGUCGGUGCUGAUAUUUUUGCAAAGUUCUCUGCUUACAUCAAGAACAGUCCAAAUAAUGCCUUCCAUGAAAAAAAUCUUCUACGGGAGUUCAAGCGUCUGGAUGACUACCUGAUAUCCCCGCUUCCUCAAGAGAUCGACCACAACUCCAGACAAAAUAUCGUCAUUUCCAAGAGGAAGUUCAUCGAUGGAAAUCACCUCACUCUGGCGGACUGCAACCUGCUGCCCAGACUGCAUGUGAUCAAGAUCGCUGCCAAGAAGUAUUGCAACUUUGACAUCCCAGCCCAGUUCGUAGGCGUGUGGCAGUACCUUCAGAACGCCUCAGAAAGAGAGGAAUUCAGCCAGACUUGUCCGGCCGACAUUGAAAUCGAGAAGGCUUACUUCAGUGUGGCCAACAAAAGGAAAUAAAGUCCUUUGUUUUCCCUCAUCUAAAUAAUGUGUGUGGGGAUCCAUUGGCAGCAGUCCAAAGACACUAAGAAAAACUUACAAAAAUAUAUUUAAUUUGCGCCAAGAUUCUAGCUUACAACCCCAAAUGAUACCAUACAAUGGAGAACUGAUCUGAUUAUAUUGCAUUUGUGUCUGUGUAAUAAUUCCCACAGAAAAGUAUGUAUGUAAUUGAAUGAUUAUCUAAUUUAGCAUUUAGCUCUUUGUGUCUAUAUUGUAAAUAAACAGAUAUAACAUAAUUAUUGUUGACAAUGACAAUUCUAGUGUAAUUCAAAUCAAAAACAGUUUGAUUACAGUUCCAUAGCAAUGAUUUUUAUAGUUAAAGUUCAACGAAUAAAUAUAUUUUGUAUGAAAUAAUUGUUAUUAAUGUUUUGAUUUGUGCCGCUCUGUGUAGGCGUGUGUGUUUGUGUUAUCCUAUGCAUGAGCAGCAAUUUAGAUAAUAAAUUAAAUAUUUGAAAAUGUAAAAAAGAAAGAGCCUCUCAACUCAUACAAAUGCAUUAGCAUGAAUUGGAAUACUAAUAUAGUCACUAUUAUGCCAACCCUAAAGACGUAUUUUCUUCUUUCAAUUUUAACAUUUACCACGACAUUUUUAUUUAAAGUCUGUGUAAAUAUGUAUGAUCAUUAACGACAAAAUGACACUGAAAUGGGAGAUAGAGAAGAGAGAUUGGGAGAGAGAUAAUUAGGGAACAUAUUGGCAAUAACGUUUUUUUUAUUGAAAUGAAUAAAUUCAACAGAAGUUUAUUUUUGAAUAUUUUUAAAAAUAUAUAUUUGAAUACAUAUUUGUUAUGUACUUGGCAAUAUGUAUAAACAAUAUUUUGUGUCCAAGAUUAUAAUGUUCAGUUUUCAACACAAGAAUAUGAUGCGGACGAGAACUUUUGAUCGUCAUGGAAACAUCCUAGUUGGUCACACAAUAUUUCCAGAAGCAGGCUGUCAAGGUAACAAGAAAAAUAAAAUUAGUUGCAAGAACAGAAACGGAUUUGAAUACUAAUAUAGUAAUAAGAAUAUAGAAUAUUGAAACGGAUUUGAAUACUAAUACGCAUGACAACUCGUUGUCAUGAGUCCUACUGUAUUAUUGGAAAAAAUAUUUACCACACGAGUCACACGUGUGUCAUUCAUUUACAACCUCAGCCACCCCUGAGAUGAACUACAGUUACUUAGCUGACUCCAAGUUGACCCCUAAGAGCUAUAAACCUCUCUAUACCUGGUUGAACUCAUCCUUACAGGAGAAGACAGGGAGGGCUUUAUGACGGUAGCAAGGAAGAAGGAGCCCUGUUCAUUCCUCCCCUCACUUUGCUAACUUACAUGGUAAGGUUAACGAAGUAAUGCUUGAGUCAAUCACUGCCUGUGUUAUGAAUGCAUUCAACAAUCAACUAUGGUGGUAAUGUUGUAAACUGUUUGGAUAUAUGCUAGAAGAGAUUUUCAUUACGAUCAUAGAAAUUAGGGGAGGGGCCUAAUUUCUAGGCCCAAUGCAGAGGGCGUUGUGAUUGGCCGGUGUAUGUAGGAGGAAUUCCACAGACUUUGGGAAUAUAACUUGAAGCCAAACCCCAAAACAGGAGUUCUUUGCAAACCAAGUCAGGUUUUUUGUUACUUGUGACAAGUG